Messenger RNA from Erigeron canadensis, 930 nucleotides. RefSeq names its product auxin-induced protein 22D-like. The coding region runs from base 125 to 679 and encodes 184 amino acids. The record is from RefSeq and is a predicted model, not a curated record. Gene Ontology annotation, molecular function: protein binding. The transcript has 2 exons. Gene Ontology annotation, biological process: regulation of DNA-templated transcription. NCBI's taxonomy places the organism in Eukaryota, Viridiplantae, Streptophyta, Magnoliopsida, Asterales, Asteraceae. Gene Ontology annotation, cellular component: nucleus.
CCAAAAUCACUACAAAAAAAAAACAACCAAAUAUCUCUCUCACAUACAUUAACUUGCCGGAAAAUCAGGAAACUCGCCGGAGAUAUUAUAUAUUUGAAAGAAGCAUUUAUAUCAAACUUUUAUAAUGGAUCUUAACUACAAAGCAACCGAGCUAAGAUUAGCCUUGCCCGGAACCGACGACUUAUUGCCGGAGGUCAACCCUCCGUCGACGACUUCUUCUCAUGUCAAAAGUAGUAACAAAAGGUGUUCACCUGAAAUUGGCCCGAAUGAAUCCAAAGAUACAAGAUCCGACCCUCCAUCAAAGGCACAAGUAGUGGGGUGGCCACCGGUGAGAUCUUACCGGAAAAGUGUACUACAAGUGAAGAAAGUGGAUUCGGAUAUGGGAUCCGGAAUGUAUGUAAAAGUGAGCAUGAAUGGAGCUCCAUUCCUAAGAAAGAUUGACUUGAAAAUGUACAAAGGCUAUAAGGAGUUGAUGAAAGGUUUGGAAGAGAUGUUUUUGUGCAUUAUAGGGUUGUACAUUGAGGAAGAAAUGUACAAUGGAUCAAAGCAUGUAGUAACUUAUGAAGACAAAGAUGGAGAUUGGAUGCUUGUUGGAGAUGUACCAUGGGAAAUGUUUGCUACUUCUUGUAAAAGAUUAAAAAUCAUGAAAGGACAUGAAGCUAGAGGGUUGGAUUUAUAGUUUUUUUUCUUCUUCUUUUAUAUAUACUUAUAUAUAGAUCUAUGUAAAUUCAAACUUUUCAUGAAAAUGUUAGUUAAGAUGAGGUGAAAAUUAAGUUUUAUAUAUCCAUGAUGAUGUGUAGUUUUUCAUUGUCUUGCUAGAUAAACAUAUACUAGAUAGAGGAGUUGUUUUUUUGAAGGAAAAUAUAACAAAUAUAUGUAUGUAUGUUCAUGUAAUUAAUGUUAGUUUUGGUCGCAUUCUAUUUUGCAUAA